CCCACCUCAUCUCUCCGAGGCCCCGCCCCCCGCCUGGCGUCCCCCCGCCCCCGCUCUCUGAGCUCGCCGCUCUGCGUUCUCCUCUGCGUCUCCCGCCCUCGCGUCCAGCUGUGGCCCUCGCAGGGCGCGCUCGCUGGCCCUCACCUGACAGGUCCCUGGCCUCCUCAGGACGACAGCCAGCCCCAACACGGCCCCUACAUGAGGGACAAAGCGACACAGACCCCCAGGGCCUGGGCAGAUGAGAGGAGGAGGGGCUCUCACAAACGCUCUGCCUCCUGUGGGAGCACCGACCAGCUCAAGGAGAUCGCCAAACUGCGUCAGCAGCUCCAGCGCAGCAAACGCAGCAGCCGCCAUCGGAGGGAAAAAGACCGCAAGUCCCCGUUCAAUGGCAGCCACACCCUCAUCCAGUCGCAGUCACCGAUGCCCAAGACCAUCCUGAUUCCCAUCCCGAUAUCCAAGUCGUCUGCGCCUCGUUUCCGCAACAGCGUGGAGGGUCUGAACCAGGAGAUCGAACGCAUCAUCAUCCGGGACACCCCCGAGAAGGAGGAGACCAUCGUCCCACAGGACGUCCCAGAUGGGCACCGCGCCCCCCCACCCGUCCCCCCGCAGCAGCGCAGCAGCAGCACGCGCAGCAUCGACACCCAGACGCCGUCGGGGGGCGGCCUGAGCGGUAACCACAGCAACAGCAGCAGCCGUCCCGACUCCAUCUCGCCCUCCUACCUCACCGUCCUCAACGACACGAGCGGAGGCAGCCCCUACGAGGACAAAGAGCUGGGCCCCUACUCGCCGCUGCCCAAGUACGCCGCCUCCCCCAGACCCAACAACAGCUACAUGUUCAAGAGGGAACCUCCCGAGGGCUGCGAGAAGGUCAAGGUGUCCGAGGAGUCCACGCCCAAACCUCAGCAGGAGAUCCCGGCCUUCCUGUGCCCCGACCGCAACAAGGUCAACUUCAUCCCCAACAGCGGCUCCGCCUUCUGCCUCGUCAGCAUCCUCAAGCCCUUGCGCCCCGCCCCAGACCUGGGCUUUCGCCCCGGGGUGGGCCUGCGGAGCCUGUCCCCGGCCCUCGUGCCUCUGUCCACGCAGCCCUGCCUCCUGGAGGAGCCGGAGAGCUUCUGACCGAGUCGCCACAACCUUCCCCGGGGAAAACAACAGCAACAACAGCAACAACAGCAACAACAGCAACAACGACGACCACCUUCACUGGAAUCAGAAACAUUUGAACGUAGGAAACAGCCCUUCUGCCUUCAGCAUGCCAGCUCAGCUCUCCGAUGUCCUCACCGUGUUGACAAAGUGCUUCCCACUGCCUCUCCUCCUCAGACAGCGUGAGAGACGACAUUUCACCGCUUCUUCCGCCCGUAGUGCUGGUUGAGUUCCGUUUUCUUUGGGAGGAAAUAAGUUGUUCAAGGGACAGACUCUUUUAUUUCAUCGUAUUAUACCAUGGCGCCUUUCCACGGACAUAUCUCUUUUUCUAUCUGGAGUUAUUUCUCUUGAUAUAAAAUAUGCCUUCCGUUAACGGGAAGGGGGAAAUAAAAAAAUAGGCUGCUGGUUUCCUCGGCGACCAAGAGAUUCACCACAGAGGCUAAUUUUGGUGCUGCCUGAUCUAUCGUAGCAAAACCUGAAGCGUCGCGACAAGGAGAAGUUUAAAAAACUAGAAGAGAAAACGUGCCUGAUUUUUUCCCGACCGCUCAGUUUCCCUCCACCAGCUCAGUGCUGCGGUCACGUUCCAUUCUGAUGAUCGUUGCACUUGGAUGGUCGUAGAUACACACAUGUGACCAUGUGCUCGUGUGUAUCUGUGGGAAACAGGUCAGGGCUCUGAUGUGUGCAGCGUGUUCCACCUGUGUCCCCCCCCCCACCACAUUCUGUUCCUCCUUCUCCCUCUCUCCUCUCUUCUUUUCCCUCAACGUCACUGUAAAGCUGAUUUCCUUCUGUCCUGCUCAAACUGUGUUGUUGUGAAUCGUGUACAGAAAGCCCCCCCCCACCCCCGCCUGGCAGGACAGGCCUCCUCUGGCUCUGCAGGGCCCUGAGCAUGGAGAGGUCGUUGACCCCAGACGUGACGCUGCAGACGUACAGUACGACACAAACCGGCCCGCUGAGGUUUUCCAAACCUGCAAAAAAAAUUGGACUUGCGUUUUCUCAAACGUCCAGAAACAGUAGCCUGGUGCCAUCAUACCUUUGUGUUCACGCUGCAGCCACGUUGUCCCGGUGCUGCGCCGCCUCUCCAUGUCCCGGCCCGUCCUCGUGUAUAUGUCAUCGCCACUUGACCGUGCCUGCUGCCGCGGUGGGAUAGGAAUGUAACUGGAUCUGUAAAUAGAGAGGCACACUGUGUUUGUAUUAUCAGCUGACAAAGAUAUGUAUCCCAAUGAGUGGAAUUAUUGUACCAUAUAAUACCCCCCUGACCUCUGACCCCCUCCCUACCCCCGUCCCUCUGCUGAGUACUGUGAAACUACUAGGUCUCAUUAUUGUGAAUGAUUAUGUAUUUAUUUAUCAGACCGGAGUGUUCAGAGAAUUUUAAAAUCAAGAAUCGAUCACAUCGUCCAUCUCAGGUUGCAGUGAAGAUGUAGUGAACUUCUCGUUGCACACGAACAAGUCGACGCAGCUGCUGCGCCUGUGGCCUCACGCAGCGCAGAGCCUGGAUGAUGUGAACCUGUAGCAGAGCAGGAGACGGCGACGACUGCGAAGUAACAGCCAGUUGCUAACAUGAAAACUAAAAGGUUCUAAAACUUUGUGUGAAGUGACGAGGAGUCCUUUCAUCCACUUGCUGAAAAACAAUCACACCCGCAGCGACUCGUCCUCAGCCGUCACUUUCAGACACGUUUACAAAAGAUUCAUACAGUCAGUGUGGAAAAUACCGAUUUAUUUUCCAGCUCUUCCUUUUGUUUUCUUCUUCUUCAAAAUGGAUAAACAGCAUUUUGGAGAGAAUAAAAAAAAGGAUCAACACAAGAAAUAACUCAACGAUGGAUUCUUUAGUUUGCUUGUCCAGUUUAUUGGAAACAGAACUGCAGAGUUUUCAUCUGUUCAACUCCUCCAGUCAAAUAAAAAGGCAUAGUUGAAUUAAA
Messenger RNA from Scophthalmus maximus (turbot), 3056 nucleotides. RefSeq names its product family with sequence similarity 117 member Ba (gene fam117ba). The record is from RefSeq and is a predicted model, not a curated record. The annotation marks the transcript as partial. The transcript is spliced from 7 exons. Lineage: Eukaryota; Metazoa; Chordata; Actinopteri; Pleuronectiformes; Scophthalmidae.